This is a messenger RNA of Diatraea saccharalis (sugarcane borer), 3459 nucleotides long. The record is from the annotation of a GenBank genome assembly. Lineage: Eukaryota; Metazoa; Arthropoda; Insecta; Lepidoptera; Crambidae.
AUGAUAUAGAAAAAAAUACCAAAGGCGUCACACGAUGUUGGUAUUUUUGUUGUAAAAUUUCUUUACAAAACUAAACUGCAGUGCAAUAUUAUUAUAACGAAAACCAACGAUGUGUUGUUGUUCAAGAAAUAAAUUGUGAUUAAAAUUAUACAGUUACCAGCUAAAAUUAUACAGUGAUGAACAGAGAAUGGCGGACGUUGUCAAAUUGGGAUACUUGAUAACAUUUUUAGUAAUAAAUUGUUGUAUUGGUUUACCCGGCCUCAACACCUUAAGUAAUGAUGGAGAACCAGAAACCACAUAUGUACCAGAGACACAUGGCAUUGAUGAUCCAAUUGCUCUUGAUCAUAUGAUGGUACACCACCCCAGAUAUAGGUGUCAUCAAUGCGAGUCUCAGGACUGUGAGUGGUCCCCGCGCGAGUGCUCGGACGCGUUGUAUUGUUACAAGGCAUCGGUGCGCGCUGCGGACGGCGCGCUGCAGCACUCGCGCGGCUGCAGCAGCACCAGCGACCAUUACCAGUUCACGUGCCGCACCACGCAACGGCAGGGGAAACGUCAUGCCGGUCAAUUGAACAUCACAUGCUGCAAAGGUGACUUAUGUAACGACGGGAAUUUUCCCGAUCUACCUCCUGUUGCUGACACAUCUAUAGAGCCUUUACCCUCCAAUAAAUGGAAGUUGUGGGCCAGUGUGAUAGCUUCAGUCCUUAUAGUGAGCGCUAUAGGAGCUAUGGCUAUAUUCGUGUUGCGCAGGAGUCACAGAUUGCGCGUGUCCAGGGCUGCGCUUCAUAAAUUAGGCGCCGAUUCUAAUUACUUCUCCAGCAAUUUGUACAGUCCACAUGUUACCAGCGCGUAUUAUGAAGGCGUGGAGGGGUCGCAGAACGGUUGCGGUCUCCGCGCGGUGGCAGCGGGGGACUCGACGCUGCGCGAGUACCUCGAGUGCAGCGUCACCUCCGGUUCCGGUUCCGGCCUGCCGCUGAUGGUGCAGCGCACACUCGCCAAGCAGGUCACGCUCAUAGACUGCGUCGGCAAGGGUCGAUACGGUGAGGUAUGGCGUGGUUCAUGGUAUGCUGACAGCGUUGCCGUCAAGAUAUUCUUCUCACGUGACGAAGCAAGCUGGAGACGAGAAACUGAAAUAUACAGUACUGUGUUGUUACGUCACGACAAUAUACUCGCGUAUGUUGGCAGCGACUGUACCAGCAGAGGGAGUUGUACACAGCUGUGGUUGAUAACCCACUUCCACCCGUUGGGCUCGCUGUACGAACACUUGAGCCGGAGCGCGCUCACGCGGCAUCAAAUGAUGGCACUAUGCCUGUCCGCAGCUAACGGACUGCUGCAUCUCCACACCGAAAUACACGGAACACAGGGUAAGCCGGGCAUCGCCCAUCGCGACAUAAAGACUAAGAACAUUCUAGUGAAAGUGAACGGCGAGUGUUGUAUAGCGGACCUUGGGCUGGCAGUGACAAGAGCACACGUGGCCCAUUCCACACCAGACCCACGACAGGGAACCAAGAGAUAUAUGAGUCCCGAAGCACUGGACAACAGCAUGAACGCGGAAUGUUUCGAGUCGUACCUGAAGUGUGACAUAUACGCGUUCGGUCUGGUCCUGUGGGAGGUGUGCAGGCGCGUAAGGCCCGCGCGCGAGUACCGCCCGCCGUACUACGAGGUCGCGCCCAACGACCCCACAUACGACGACAUGAGGAAGAUCGUGUGCACGGACGCUGCCCGGCCCACGCCCUCCGACGAUACACAUCCGACAAUGGUGGGUAUGGCGAACCUGAUGCGAGAGUGUUGGCAUCAGAACGCGGCGGUGCGACUACCCGCGUUACGUAUCAAGAAAACUUUACUGAAACUUGCCGCCAGCGAUACCUCCAUACGACUGGCGGACGAUAACGAGGUGCCAGUUUGAACGUACCCUUAUAGAACACUAAGUUCCAACUAAAAUAUAGUAUAAUUAAUGUUGACCAUGACCGAACGUACGGUCAUAUUUUAUAGUGAGUCUUAUUUCAAUUGUUUACUUGACGAUUAUAAUAAUACUAGCAUUCCGCUAGCGGCUUUGCCCGCGUGGUCCUUUAUUAUACAUAUACAGUGCUAUUAAUAAACAAGGUUUAGCGUCAGAGAAAAUUUACGUUAAAAAUGCAAUUUUAAUAUUAGUCCAAAUUCAUAUUAUACAGGGAAUAAGCAAACCUUCUAGGAGUAAAUAUUACUCCCGUAGAACCACAUACUAAGUUAACCUUUGCUAAGUCUCUAUUUAAUAAUAUGAAUUUUAAAUAAUACGAAGUGCAUUCUCAGCGUGAAUUUACUCCAAUGCUAAACCUUGUUUAUUAAUACCUCAGAUAAGGUUUCCUCUUGAAUCACAAUCCAAAUGAUGAGUUAUUAGUCCUUUUUGAUGAGCUUCUUUUGUAGAUAAUACAUGUAUAAUGAUCAAAGUACCCUUAAUAGUUGAAGGAACAAUGAAUUAGCCACUUAAUGAAGUGUCUAAACAGGUUUUAGUGUUAAAUUUUCUAUUUCUAGAAAUAAGUUGACUAGUAGUCUCGAUAUUUCAGUCUAGACGUUUAAUAUAAUGACUAGGCUAAUCCAUUUUGAUAAUAAAAAGUGAUAUGUUGGAAAUGUGUGCCUAUAUGUAUAAUAGGAAAAAAUGUUAUCGUCUGAAAAUUGAAUUAAAAUAUAAAAUAUAUAUUAAUUAUGAUUUCGGUAACGCGAUCCAAAUACAGUUGUGGAAGCGAGAUAGCGGUGUCUCAUAUUAACAACAGAGUUUGUUGUGUUUAAGCGAUAUUAAGACUCCCGGAACUUUUAUAUUUAAUGUAUAGUAUUGUCUUUGUAUUGUUAUUGUAUAAACACACAGACUUCAGACAAUGCUAAUAUCUUGUCUCGUCUCGGUAAUAAAACCUGGAAACGACUACGCCGAAUUCGGCUUAUUAGCAAAACCAUAAACAUACGUACUCCAGACAAUACAAAGAUCUUUCCGUAUAUUGUCUCGCCUCGGUAUUGAAACCUGGAAACGAUUAUGCCGAAUUUGGUUUACUAACACCUAAGCACGAAAAAUUAUAUACAAUGCUAACCAAUUUGUAUCUAGCAGAACGUGGAAAAAUGUUGUAUUUACGGGGGUAGAUGUAUAGACGUAUUGUAGAUACUGCACAGAAAUCAUACGUGCAGCUGUCGCUGGAAAGAGAGGGAAGACCGUGGUACCCUGUUUAUCUCUUUCGGAAGCAAAACAGACGAUUGUCUAUACAUAGCAGUCUUCUAUUGUGUACGCGUCAGUAAAGAGAAAGAUAUUGUACUGAUUUUUUCACUCUUUUUAACAUACAGACGUUUUUAAUAGGGAAUAUGCACAUUUUUUUAAAGGUUUUCAUACGAUACUUUACAUCGUUAUAUAACUAAAAAUAAAUAUCCGGCGCCGGCACAAAUUUUAGAAAAUAAGUAACCACUACGAGCAGUUUAAACGUCGGAAUUUUUGGCGCGCUU